AUGGGGGCAUUGCCAAACCGCCGCGUGCUCAUCAACUUGGCCAUCGUCGCUUUGGCCGGUCUUCUCAUCUUCGCCAUCGCGCUCCCUUCUUCCCGUGUCACCCUCCGUGACCUCGUUAAACAGAAACCGAACCCAGAGAUCCCAGACGAACCAGCGCCGCCACCAAAACCGAAAUACAAACCGGAGCCAGACUACCUCCCGCCGCCCAUUAAGGACAACUUCCCACUUCUGGCUACCUCCUCCCCACCCCCGAUUCCUAAAUGGAACCAACCGCGGCAGGAUGCGCACAAGACUUACAAUCUCCCCGCCGCUCCCCCGCUCUUCAUCGGCUUCACCCGGACCUGGCCCGUCCUUCAACAGGCUGUGGUCAGCUACAUCACGGCUGGCUGGCCGGCGUCCCAAAUCUACGUUAUUGAAAACACCGGGGUGCAACAAGCCAAUGCACGCGGGCAGCUCUCGCUCCAAAAUCCGUUCUUCCUGAACCACACCGCGCUCCAUGCGCUCGGCGUUAACAUCAUCCAAACCCCGACCUUGCUCAGCUUCGCGCAAAUGCAAAACUUCUUCCUCUCCCUUACCUACGCCCACGACUGGCCAUACUUUUUCUGGAGUCACAUGGACGUAUUGGCGCUGGCGUACGAGGACGGGCGCGCCGGGCUGACACCGCGAUACGAUGCGCCGGGGUAUAAGUCGCUGUACGAACUGGCGUUAACGGCGCUGCAAACAACACAGGAAAAGGGCCAUAAAUGGGGCCUGCGGUUCUUUUCCUACGACCACUUGACGCUGGUGAACCCGAAGGCAUAUGAGGAUGUGGGUGGAUGGGAUACCUUGAUCCCUUAUUACAUGACUGAUUGUGAUAUGCAUUCUCGCCUGACCAUGCGCGGAUGGACGAUCGAGGACGCGAAAGCGGGGAUUAUCACUGAUGUGGCCUCGGCCUUGGGCGAUCUCAGUGCUUUGUACCGUGUCGACGGAGUCGAACCCAACUUUGUCGACCCAAACCCUCCUCCGCCGAAGGAAGAAGGGGGAAAGUCAAAGCAGCGGGCGAAGCGAGACGAGGACCCGAACCUCGCUAAAUGGAACGCUUUGCGGAAGACAGCGGACAGAAUGUUUCAACACAAACACGGCGACCGCGAGCGCAACACCUGGCAACUCGGCCAGCACGGCGGCGAGGGCGAACCAUUUUACUACAACGCGGCCGGCCUUGCUGAGGGCAUCGAGGUUAUGACCGAGACCGGACGCGAGAUGUACCGCCGCAAAUGGGGCCAUCGUGACUGCGAGCUUAUCAAGAAGGGCGGGCUGAAAUUCGAGGAUGCGUGGCGGGUAAAGAAGGAUUGGGAUUGA
Dichotomopilus funicola is the source of this 1338-nucleotide messenger RNA. RefSeq lists its product as uncharacterized. Bases 1 to 1338 code for a protein of 445 amino acids. The record is from RefSeq and is a predicted model, not a curated record. The transcript is spliced from 2 exons. NCBI's taxonomy places the organism in Eukaryota, Fungi, Ascomycota, Sordariomycetes, Sordariales, Chaetomiaceae.